Molecule: messenger RNA, 1595 nt
Organism: Ipomoea nil (Japanese morning glory)
Lineage: Eukaryota; Viridiplantae; Streptophyta; Magnoliopsida; Solanales; Convolvulaceae
Product: probable aquaporin NIP5-1
Exons: 4
Coding region: 406-1308 (300 amino acids)
Biological process (GO): transmembrane transport
Cellular component (GO): membrane
Molecular function (GO): channel activity
Source: RefSeq, a predicted model, not a curated record
CUUCUAUCCAUUCCUAUCAACUCUCAUCCUCUAUGCAUUUCUAUUCCAUCUCUAACCAUUUUGCUCCGCCGCAUUUGUGAUCCCUCGCCGGAAUCUUCAUCCACUGUCUCUUUCUCCGACCUCCUACCUCCUACCUCGCACAUAAACAUUUUCAGAUCAAACUACAGUCUCAUCUUCUUUCUGUCUAUGCCCCAAAGCUUCCAUUUAAUCGCUCCUUAGCCGGAAAAUUAUAAAAAACUUGAAAAGCAUGUAACUUUGGUUAAACCAAGCUCUCUUAGCUUCUCCAUCCCCAUUAAAAAAAAAAAAAAAAACCCAAAAAAAAAAAAUCACUUUCUUGAUUCUGCUUUUUGUUUAUAGUAAACUUAGUUGAUUGAAGGUAGCUAGCUAGAACCUAGAGGCUAAGAAAUGCCGGACUGCGAAGAUGGGACUCUGACGGCAGCAUCGGCGCCGGCCACUCCGGGCACGCCGACACCGCUUUUCACGUCGUUCCGGGUGGACUCGCUGUCUUACGACCGGAAGUCAAUGCCGCGGUGCAACAAGUGCCUACCUUUGGACGUUCCGACGUUGGGGACACCCCACACAUGUCUCACCGACUGGCCGGCGCCGGAUGUCUCGCUCACCCGCAAGCUUGGAGCAGAGUUCGUAGGGACGUUCAUCCUGAUAUUUGCAGCGACGGCCGGACCCAUUGUGAACCAAAAGUACAACGGCGUAGAGACCUUAAUUGGGAACGCCGCCUGUGCGGGACUGGCAGUUAUGAUUGUGAUUCUAUCCACCGGUCAUAUUUCUGGAGCUCAUCUCAACCCUUCCCUCACCAUUGCCUUUGCGGCGUUUCGUCACUUCCCAUGGGCUCAGGUCCCCGCCUAUAUUUUAGCCCAAGUCUCCGCAUCCAUCUGCGCUUCCUUCUGUCUCAAGGCGGUCUUUCACCCCAUCAUGUCCGGCGGCGUCACAGUUCCGUCUGUCAACCUCGGCCAAGCUUUCGGCCUUGAAUUCCUUAUAACUUUUAAUCUCCUCUUCGUUGUCACCGCCGUUGCUACUGAUACCCGCGCGGUUGGAGAGUUGGCUGGCAUAGCCGUAGGAGCUACGGUCAUGCUUAACAUUCUUGUGGCCGGGCCAUCUAGCGGUGGGUCCAUGAAUCCUGUGCGGACGCUAGGCCCGGCGGUGGCAGCCGGAAACUACGAUUCAAUAUGGAUAUACUUGGUUGCGCCGACGCUUGGUGCCCUCGCCGGAGCAGCUGCUUACACAGUUGUGAAGCUGCAAGAAGGGGAGGUUGAUGAGCCAUUGCGCCAGCACCGGAGCUUCCGCCGUUAGAGACGAAACCAAUAUCAUGUGUGCAGUGGGUGUGGGUGUGGGUGUGAUGACGAUGACGUUCUGGUAAAGGUGUUUAAUUUGCUCUCCAUUUUCAUGCAUGUUGCGCCAUUGCGGGCGUUGUGAUAUAUACAUCUGAUCUUGGGAAGAAACCGCCAUGUUUUAUGCUUUCUUGGUUAGUUACUUCUUGUUUUGCUUUAAUUUACAGUUUGUCAAUAAUAAAUGCUUGCUAAGACAUCAUGUGCACUGUAAUUUAUAUAUUUGGAUAUGAAUUAUAUUCCGUUUGCCAA